Messenger RNA from Cladophialophora carrionii CBS 160.54, 1464 nucleotides. RefSeq lists its product as uncharacterized. The record is from RefSeq and is a predicted model, not a curated record. The transcript is spliced from 4 exons. Bases 1 to 1464 code for a protein of 487 amino acids. NCBI's taxonomy places the organism in Eukaryota, Fungi, Ascomycota, Eurotiomycetes, Chaetothyriales, Herpotrichiellaceae.
AUGGCUGUCACGGAUAGCAAGGCCGUGGCUGUAAAAGCCAGUGGCAUCUCUCAUCUGCUCUACGAAGCUCAGCCGCACUCGCACAUUCUCGGCGGACAAGCGCGUUUUCAAGAGUUGUUUAGAGAGUUCUCGUUUGGAGAGGAGAAAUCGGUCCAUCGACUGACCGUUCAGAGGGGCAUUCCUUACCGUGAGGAUGUCGAAUGUGCGAAGCUUGUCGAGAGAAAUCACACAUCGAGCCAUGAACCUGGCUUGACGGUCUUAUGCCUCCCUCGCAAGCAAAUUGCAUUGACACCAGCGGCGUUCGCCCAGCUGCUCGAAAGCUGUCAUGUGCCGCCCUCGUAUCUCGAGGUCCUGUCGAACAACAACGGCAUCUACUCGUCCUAUGUCCUGAGAGGGCACACGGGCCUCGCCACCCAUUAUUGUGCGCACAGUCUCGGCAAGUACAACACUCAGACUGACGCUGAAGCAGACUUGAUGGUCAAGUUUCCCUUUGGGCCCUUCUCGAACGGCUCGCUCUUCAUGUGCCAUUCCCUCGCUACGGGGCACACGACGUGCAUCAUCUCCGCCACGCAGGCCCAAAUCCUGGUCGACCGACUCUUCGACGUGUUCAGCCACUCUCCCCUGUCAUAUAGUUCGUCUGGCCCUUACGCCUUCACCCCUGCCGCCCUUCUGCUCGAACACAUGCGCAUCGCAAACGAGGAUGACCGAGGCGACAUCGACCAAUCCGUCUGCCGGAUCGAAAACCGCUCCGGCGUCUCCCUGCACAAUUUCGGGUCCAGGACCAGAGCCAAGAUAGGCGAGUACGUACUCUUGCAGCGAGAGCUGCACAUGCAAGACGCCCUGAUCGUCAUGGCAGAUCAUUGCUUCUCAUUUCACGCAAAGUGCGCGGCCUUUAUAGUCACCGAGGAGCAGGCUUUUGCAGCUCUCUUAUCCGCGAGACCCGACAACGACAGAGUCCCAACCCGGCAACAACAGGCCGACUACGUCCGCGCGAGUCUCACGUUCAACGCAAGCAUGUCGACGUGGACGCUGGAGCAGCUGCGCGGCUUGGAGAAGAGGCUGAAAGUGCAGCUUCGGGUCAUCGAUUCGACAAUCUCGGCGACCGACGCCCUCACGAUGAUUCGACUCGCCCGGGCGUCCCGCGCUGACAGUAACACCAUGAAAGCCAUCACCAUCCUGACCAUGGUUUUCCUCCCGGCGACGUUCGUCUGUUCGCUGUUCAGCAUGGGAUUUUUCGACUUCGCCGCCACGGGCGACGACGAAGACGACCCGAACCUCGAGGGCACGCAGCGCACGAUGCGCGUCGCGGGGUCGUUCUGGAUCUAUUUCGCCGUCGCGGUGCCCUUGACGGUGCUCGUGCUGGGCCUGUGCGCGGCGUGGCUUCGCUGGAGUGCCCGCCAGGAAGACGACAGCGGGGACAAGCCACGAGCGUGGGGGCAGCGAAAGGGGGACGGUAAGGAAUGA